Molecule: messenger RNA, 4071 nt
Organism: Gordionus sp. m RMFG-2023
Lineage: Eukaryota; Metazoa; Nematomorpha; Gordioida; Chordodea; Parachordodidae
Exons: 17
Coding region: 39-4058 (1339 amino acids)
Source: RefSeq, a predicted model, not a curated record
AAAUUUCUAAUUUACUCGAAUUAUAUAUAAACCUUAAUAUGAAAAAUAAUUUCUCAGGUUCUAAAAGUCAGCAUCAAAAUAAAAUGAAACCAAUUAAUUACAAAAAUUAUAAUAGUUAUCAAUCUAUUGCUGCACCAAAUUUUAAUCCCAAUCUUAUUAAUCAAAAUAAUAACAAAGUUAUAGAUAUCAAUAAUGGCCUAUCAAAAUCCAUUGACCAAAUUAAAUUACAUAAAACACCAUAUAGUUUCUCAAAGCCUAAGACCAAAUAUUUUGCACUAGACACUAAAAAUAGUAUAAUAGAUAAUAUUUUGGAUCAAAAUAAUAGAUUAAUUGUUGAUAUACUCAAUACUUAUUCAGCCUCUACAUCUAUCAAGGAUGAUUUAAUAUGUAUAGGCAAUAUAUUCUCUAUAAAUGAUAAGUAUGGAUUUAUCAAAAAAAUAGAAUCUGGUCAUUUUAAUUUGAAUGAUUCUUUAUCUAAAGGCAAUAACCAAAGAAAUUACAAGAUAUAUCCUACCAAAAAACAUUUAAAUUCUGAAAGCUUUUACUUUCGUAGACUCGAUAUAAAUGGUUAUAUCAAGGACUUGGUCAUUAAUGAUGUUGUCAUAUUUAGGGUCAAAAUGAGGGAAUCAGCCUCAAAGGUUGACAACCCUUAUGAGGUCUAUGUCGACAAAAAUAAGAGGGCCAUCGAUGUCAUGUUACUGGGCGAUAUGUACAACUCGGGAUUCGGCGUACCGCGCUUGGUCGGGAAAAUUGUUGGCGGACCUGGUUGCCCGAAGAAAGACGAGAUUUUGGGAACACGUGAUGGGAGUAACAUCGGGGAACAUAAGAUGGAUGAUGAUCAGUGGCUCUUGGAGUACGAAUGGUUGGGAGAAAGGAGAACUACGUUCUUUAGCAUGCAGGAUAUCUAUCCAACCUUUCGACACAAUUUUCGUGCCGCCCAACAGGAAGACCCCGUAUACGUGUCCUUCGAUAUCGUGGCGUAUCCCUGUUUGGAAUCUAUCAGGCACGCCUACAACAUCAAGAUAUUUGGCUCGGAUAACGGAUCUUCUGACCAAGAUAACUGGAACGUUUUUUACACCGGAACGAUCAUAGGAAGCGAGCCGAAGCGCGAUAUUGUAAAGAUUCGGGUGACGAGUAUAGGCGGUAACACCGUCAGCGCCGGAACUGAGCUGUCUUUCCCUUUCGAAGACAUGGCAUGUGUCAUCCCGUCUUACCUUGACGAUCAUGCCAAUAUGUUCGGCGAUCAUAACCCAAAUCGCCCCCGUAAUCUUGAACUGCGUUGCGCGAUGAAGCCCGGACAAGAUAUCGCGUUUACCGUCGAAAGACAUACUCAAGACGACAGAAUGCUGUUGAAGAAUCUCCUGUUCAUAAACUGCAAGGAGUCCCUUCAAGCUAGGUACGCUGGGACUUUAGUUAAGCCCGCCGACAUGUACGGCGAUCACAAUCUGACGGGACUGAUAGACCUAAACUCCACUAGCAUUCCUUUCAUUGUUCAAUACGCGAUUAUCAAUGUGGACGCAAUCGACACUACGAAUCCCUAUGAUCGUUCGCGAAAUUUUCACGAUUACAAUAUUCACGGAUCUCAGAAUCACGCUAGUGGGGACCAUAACGAAAUCUGCGAUAAGGGGGCUGAUGACAACAAUAUCGUCGAAGAGACCUUCCACGGGGAUACCGUUACUUUUAGCCUAAAGUCUGAGUCGGGUGAUGCCAACGAAAAUGGUGAUCUCCAUCUCAUGGCCCGCGAUAUGAUUUUGUCACUCGAUACUUUGGCCAAGAGCUCCAAUGAAACCCGUUAUAACGGUUACUUCGUCAAAACUUACGAGAGUCAAUUGAAGUUGAUGGUUAUUAUGCCCUUUCCGCGGUCUUCAGACGCUACCGCAGAAAUUCCGUACCGCUACAAGUAUAUGCUAUUGCCUUACAAUCCCGACGCUUGCAACUUUCAACCGGAAGCGAUUGACGCGAAUUUUGUUAAACUGUACCAAGUUACUGUGAGCGAAACCCUAUCUCAUCGCUUGCCAGAUUAUCCCGAUUACAACGGUUCCAUACUAUGUCCUUUGGCGGUCAGAAUUUGUGAGUCGUCUGAUACCGAUAAUGGCGCGGAACCGCGGGCCAAUUCUUUAGCCGAUAUCAAGGACGCGGUGAUUGGAAGAGGCGGAAUUGACCGUGACGACGAGAGCUCGACCAACGCUAAUUUUGAGGACAAAAUUUACUUGGGAUUCGUCGAUUAUAAUUACUAUCCCAAAAGCCCUCAGCAGGAUAAUAGCGGUGCCUCAAACGAUUCCAAGGAUCCAAAGAAUAACGCUUCUUCACCCAGAUGUCGGUACGAUAAAUUGUUCGAGUGUUACGAAAAAUUAACCUCCAAUAACUAUCACAUGGUUAAGGGAAUCAGGUACUUGGAGAUGACCCAAUUUUUAUCCGACGCCUUUGAAUAUGAUGACGACUGUUCCUUCAAAUCCAAAAUAUCGGCCGCCUUUUCGGAGCCCUCGUUUCGCGAAAUAUUAACACUCGCCCUUCGAGAAUACGAACAUUUUUUUACUGGCAAUAAUUUCAACAAAUCGUCCAACCAUUUUAACACGCACGCGCUGUCCGACAUGUUCAACCAAUCCUCGUUGCUAUUAACCCUUUGGGACUUUGUAUACGACAACGCUCUCGAUUAUUCCUGCCAUUCGCACGAGCGCCGGGACGCCCGAGAUGAUAAUCUUUCCGAGAUCGCCGGAAAUGGCGUAUCUAAAUGUCGCGACGAAAUUUUAGGAUUUCUGCCCUUCGACACCUACAACAUAAACGUGAAGGCUUGCGGAACUUUGGUCGUAUUCAAAAUGAGGGAACGCCCCAGAGUUGAUCACGUGCUUGACGUUAAGCUCCUGCCCUAUGACCUCUUUCAAACUAAUACCACGUACCGGGGUUAUCUGGUCCACUCGAAACGAAAACCAAAAUUUAGCGAUAAUUCGAACGGCUCCUUUAGUCACAAAAAUCAAGUCAAGUGCGAUUAUUUAGUGUUACACGAUCAUUCCCACAUUAUGCCGAUUCGAAGCUUUACCAGCCAAAUAAGAAAUAAAAGUUUCCCCCAAGGGCAGCACUUUUAUUGCAUGAUAGAUACGACGAUGCCACCCCAUUUCCUCUAUUACACGUUCCCGUUUAACAAUACGCCUAUAGCUCACGGAGUUUUCAUGCAUAAAAGGUUCGACAAAGCGGACGAUUGGGACGCUCCGCUCACGCCGCCAAAUACGAAUUUAAGGUAUUACGGAAUAGUAACGAGACUCAACGGCGAUCAAAAUGCGUUCAAGGUAUCCUACGGCGGUACGCUCAAAAUUCUGAUCGUCGUUCACGGGGAUUUCAAAAUUUGCUUCGAUGGCAAUCAAGAAAUCGCGUUUUAUUUCGCCGAUUUUGUCCCCAACGAUGACAGUAACAAGAAUAAUGGAUACACCGUUGCCAAGCUGCACGAUAUCUUAGAGUUCGCCCUGCCGAUUGAUUCGGAAUACCAAUUCUUCGACGAAGACGUGUCCGCGGGCUCAGGAAAGACGAAGGAGGGGGUAGCAGUUAGGCUUCGGGCUAUUGAUUUAAAACUUUUGGAACCGUUGGAAUACGUCUUGGAGGAUUUCGAUAAGGAAAAUCGGAUGAUGCACCUAAGUAAUGUGCUGGACAAUAGACUCACUCCUCGACAAUUAAGUAUGGCGAAUAUAAUAAUUUCCCGCUUCGACUUGAAGGGGUAUCAAGCUCUUAAAGCGGAGGAUUUAGCGAAAGGGGAUAUCGUGCAAUGCUGGUCGGUCGAUAUCCAAAAUAAGACCGUUGUGCUAAAUGCUGCCAAAAAACCUAGUUAUUUUGAUUCCCAGAUUCCGUGGAACAAGAAUGACGACAAGCCAUGGAAAAGGGGCGGAUCAAAGGAUUACGAUACCCCGUCGCAUUUUAUCAUCAACCAUAAACCUGCUCACGAAAAUGGCGAUGUGAAAACUGUAGAGAAGACUGAAUAUGAUGGGGACGCGUGUUUAAUUAGAUUACCUAUUCAACCAUCCACCGACGAAAAUGAUAAAGGGUUUAAACUGCACAGGAACGUCGAAUGAUAAAAGAAAAGAA